AUGAGGUGGCUCAAAUACUCUGAAGAUUUGGAUGUUCCUGGAACCUCCAUCUUGGUUGACGAAACAAAAAAACUUGUUGCCGCCGAGGAAACAGAUGAUCACAUUGUCUACAUUCCUCAACCCAGCGAUAGUCCUCUGGACCCAUUGAGAUGGUCUGGAGCUUGGAAAUUGAUACACUAUUCGGUGUGUCUUAUUUUCGUGUUGGUUGCUGCUGCCACUGCCUCGUGGAAUGGUAUCUUGUAUGAUAUCUUUGUUUAUGAGUUUGGUGUCUCAUACAACCAGCUCAACACUGGGUCCGGUUUAUCGUAUUUGUUCUUGGCUUUUGGCUGUUGGUUCACCCAAAUCAGUGCCAAUGUUUUUGGCAGAAGACCAACUUACUUGUUUUUCACGGUGUUGGUCAUUUUAGCUUCUAUUGUGUUUGCUGCUCGCAAGAACUAUUCUGGCUACCUUGUGUACAACAUCUUGAACGGUUUGGGUGUGGCCCCUAUCGACACUUUGGUCCAAGUAACUAUCGGAGAUGUUUUCUUCUUGCACCAGCAUGGACGAUUGAUGGCUCUUUACACCUUGUGCCUUGCCACCGGAUCGUCUUUCGGUCCUAUCAUUACUGGAUACAUUUCGUCCCACGGUGAUUGGUCAUGGACAAACUACACCAUCAUUAUCCUAAUGUCUUUCAUAUUGAUCUGCCAAAUCUUAUUUAUUCAAGAAUCUUACUUUGACAGAGAAUCUAGUGAAACAGCUCUAUCCAUGGUUGAGCUGCACAAGUCUCCCUCGGUUGAAAAGUCUCAACUCAAUGUCGAGACCCAGGAAAUCAAGCCAGAGUCGCUUCCAUUCUUACAAAGAUUGAAGUUCAUGAGACCUCGAUCUCCUAUUGGUUCCAUCUUCAAGUUAGUUAUUGCCCCAUUUAAAACUCUCAGAUACCCAGCUGUUGCUUGGGUUGCCGUGGCUUAUGGGUUGCAAAUGUGCUGGCUCUCUUUGUUGAGCUUGACUGUGGCUCAGUUCUUCGCUUCUCCUCCAUAUUUGUUCUCUACUGCGGCCAUGGGUAACACCUCGUAUGCUGGUGUGAUCGGCUCAAUCAUUGGUCCUAUCUACGUCUCAUUUAGCGACAAGUAUUGUAUCUGGAGAGCAAAGAGAAACAAUGGUAUCUUGGAGCCUGAAUUCCGACUUGACUUUAUGUGGUUACCACUCUUGAUCAACACUCUUGGCUUAUUAUUGUAUGGAUUCUGCCCUUACUAUCAGUGGAAGUGGAUUGUUGGAGUUAUUGGUAUCGGUUUUAUCAACUUUGGCAUCUGUACCAUCACUUCGUGUAUGUUGACCUACGUGUUGGAAUGUUAUACUGACCAGGUCACCGAUACAAUGUCCUCGUUACUUUUCAUUAGAAACAUUGUGGGUGCAAUAUUUAACUGGGUCUUCCAGGACUGGCUAGAUGCCAUGGGAAUCAAGAACUUUACAAUUUUGAUGGCUGUUUUGUGUGUUGUGAUCAAUGGCUUUGGCUUUAUUUUUGUUAUCUAUGGUAAGUCUUUCAGAAAAUUGACUGCUAAGUGGUAUGUUGAAGCUUCACAGCAUUUAUAG
Sungouiella intermedia is the source of this 1569-nucleotide messenger RNA. NCBI's taxonomy places the organism in Eukaryota, Fungi, Ascomycota, Pichiomycetes, Serinales, Metschnikowiaceae. The record is from the annotation of a GenBank genome assembly.